Messenger RNA from Oryza sativa Japonica Group (Japanese rice), 976 nucleotides. RefSeq lists its product as uncharacterized. Gene Ontology annotation, molecular function: zinc ion binding. The record is from RefSeq and is a predicted model, not a curated record. NCBI's taxonomy places the organism in Eukaryota, Viridiplantae, Streptophyta, Magnoliopsida, Poales, Poaceae.
AGUCGCAACAACACGACAUAUUCCUCUCUCUACGCACUACCGCCGCGACUCCGUUCUCCAUUCGCGAAUCCACCGGAAGCGAGCCCCCGAUUUCUCGACUUCGUCGGCGACCGACCGGGGUCCAGAACCCUAACCCUAACCCUAGCGAGGAAGAAGGCGGCGGCGGCGGCCGGAGGGGGGAGAUGGUGUACUACGCGCUGUACUGGUGGGCGGACCUGGACAACCUCACCAACCUGCAGCCCCGCUACGGCUGCGACGACCCGACCUACCCCUACUACUUCAAGCUGCGGUGCGAGAACUGCGGGGAGGUCAGCGCCAAGGCAACCUGCGUCUCCCUCGGCGAGGUCGUCGACCUGCCCAACGGACGCAGCACCGCUAACCUUGUCCAGAAGUGCAAGCUUUGUGGGAGGGAUGCAUCGAUUGUGAUGAUUCCUGGGCAGGGGACACCACUGACUAUGGAGCAGAGCCAAAAAGGAGAUAGAACUUGUUUGAUGGUCUUUGACUGCAGAGGCUGUGAACCUAUUGAUUUCGCUUUUGGUAAUGGCUGGAAGGCUGAAUCUCUGGAAGGGACUUCAUUUGACAUUGACUGCUCUGAAGGUGAGUUUGCUGAUUACGAUGAGAAGGGGGAGUGCCCUGUAGGUGUGGGCAAGCUGCGGUCAGAAUUCAGAGUGGUGAAGAAGCAGGAGAGUCGUGGGAAGACUAAAUAUGUCUAGAUCCAGCGGCAUCUGGGGUAUUCAAUCAUACAAGCUGGGAAUGUAUAAAGCGUAUUAUAAAAUGAGACCUUUCUCUCGUAUGUGUGAACAAAACUCGGGAACAUCCUUUUGCUGAUGCUGUGGGAUGCCAAUGGAUUUGGCGACAUGUUAGGCACCGAACCAUCCAUUAUUCCCUACCAGUUCCAUUAACCUGGAUCAUUUCGUGAAGUCUUGCACAUGUCUGAUAUCGAAUGUUUUACCCGUGUCUCUGAUGUUGAAGGUUC